AUGUCCGUCACACUGCAUACGACAAAGGGCGAUAUAAAACUCGAAAUAUUCUGCGAAGCCGUCCCCAAGACCGCCGAGAACUUCCUCGCCCUCUGCGCGUCGGGCUUCUACAACUCUUCACCCUUCCACCGCCUGAUCCCCUCCUUCAUGGUCCAGACGGGCUCGCCAGCCUCCGACCCAAAGUCCAAGACUUCCACAUCCAUCUACGACACGCCAAACCAGCUCUUCGAGGACGAGCUUCGGCCCGCGUUGCGACACAAUGCGAGAGGCAUCUUGAGCAUGGCGAACAAGGGACCGAAUUCAAACGGCUCGCAGUUCUUCAUCACGUUUGCGCCUGCGCCGCACUUGGAUGGGAAGAACACCGUCUUUGGAAAGGUGCUCGAAGGAUGGGAGGUACUGGAUGACAUGGAGGCCGUUCAAGUAGACAAGAAGUCAAGACCGCAGGAGAAGAUGGAGAUCAAGAAUAUUACCAUUCAUGCAAACCCGCUGGCAGGAUGA
Molecule: messenger RNA, 498 nt
Organism: Alternaria incomplexa
Lineage: Eukaryota; Fungi; Ascomycota; Dothideomycetes; Pleosporales; Pleosporaceae
Gene: CYP10
Product: Peptidyl-prolyl cis-trans isomerase cyp10
Exons: 2
Coding region: 1-498 (165 amino acids)
Biological process (GO): protein folding; protein peptidyl-prolyl isomerization
Cellular component (GO): catalytic step 2 spliceosome
Molecular function (GO): peptidyl-prolyl cis-trans isomerase activity
Source: RefSeq, a predicted model, not a curated record